Octodon degus (degu) is the source of this 806-nucleotide messenger RNA. It is a transcript of the gene Bnip3, whose product is annotated as BCL2 interacting protein 3. The transcript has 7 exons. NCBI's taxonomy places the organism in Eukaryota, Metazoa, Chordata, Mammalia, Rodentia, Octodontidae. The coding region runs from base 109 to 735 and encodes 208 amino acids. Gene Ontology annotation, cellular component: mitochondrial outer membrane; nucleus; mitochondrial envelope. The record is from RefSeq and is a predicted model, not a curated record. Gene Ontology annotation, biological process: positive regulation of apoptotic process; mitochondrial outer membrane permeabilization.
GUAGAGUAGGCGGCAGGCCCGCGCGCGGCUCGCAGCUGUCUAGCGAUCGUCAGCCGGGCACUGCGGUCACAGCUGGGCGCGAGCGCUCGGGCGAGUAGCCUCGGUGCCAUGUCGCAGAGUGGGGUCCCCGGGCUGCAGGAGGAGAACCUGCAGGUCUGUGGUUCAGGCAGUGUUAGUUUUGACGAGCAAGAUCCAGGCUCCUGGGUAGAGCUGCACUUCAGCAAUAACGGGAAUGGGAGCAGUGUUCCAGCCUCAGUUUCUAUUUAUAAUGGUGACAUGGAAAAAAUACUGCUGGAUGCCCAGCAUGAAUCUGGACGGAGCAGCUCCAAGAGUUCCCACUGUGACAGCCCCCCUCGCUCACAAACGCCGCAAGAUAUUAACAGAGCUUCUGAAACGGAUACGCAUAGCAUUGGAGAGAAGAACAGCUCUCAGUCCGAGGAGGAUUAUAUUGAGAGAAGGAAAGAAGUUGAAAGCAUCUUGAAGAAAAACUCAGAUUGGAUAUGGGAUUGGUCAAGUCGGCCAGAAAACAUUCCCCCAAAGGAGUUCCUGUUCAAGCACCCAAAGCGCACAGCUACACUCAGCAUGAGAAACACGAGUGUCAUGAAGAAAGGGGGCAUUUUCUCAGCAGAAUUUCUCAAGGUCUUUCUUCCAUCUCUGCUGCUGUCUCAUCUACUAGCCAUUGGAUUGGGGAUCUACAUUGGAAGGCGUCUGACAACCUCCACCAGCACUUUUUGAUGAAGAACUGGAUGCAGCUUGGCUGACUGGGGAUUUGAAUCUGAGCUUGGACAGCUGACUUGAAGAGCUUU